AACUCCAGAGCUUGUGGACUUGUUCACAGAUGAAAAUGAACUUUUAAAAACAUUUGAUCUUCUUCUUUUCACCUUUUUCAUUUUAUAUCACAUUUUGUAGGCCUGACUUUGUCCUGGUUCAUUUCAAAUUUUACGUACAUUUCUUAGGUUUGAUAUAAGACUUUUAACUUUUCUUGAGUGACUGAACAUCGUUCGCAUAGCUCAAGCAUUUAAAGUUUUACUUGUCUUUGAUUUUGUCUUCUUUUGUGAGCCAGGCAUCAUUCUUACUUUUCUUGAGUGACUUUUCUUAAUAGUUUUGAUUUGAUAUACAAUUGCCUGUGCUCAGUCAUCCUGCCUGGAUUUACAGUAGUGACCAACACUUUCAUCCACGGUCUCUACACCAGUCCUACUUUUUCUUACCAAUCCCUCAAACUACUUCAACGGUCAGUCACUCCUCCAUCCAGGGCUAUGAGAGGAAGAGACAAGACCCAGCUCACAUCAUCAUGCAGGAGUUGAGGAGAGAGAAUGGGAGUUGGGCUGGCAAUGUUCAAGGGACUGUAUCUUCACUCCUCCGCCAUGCUUGUCAGCCUCCACCUCUCCUCUUCCCCUUUCUCCGACCGUCGCGUCCUGUCUUUGGUCUCCCUCGCUUCCUCUUCCAAACCGACCCUCUCCCUCUCGCUGCUUCUCCUCUCUCUCUUCUUCUUCCCCACCUGCGAGUCUCGCCGUGGAGGCGGGAUCGGGACGCCCGGCGGAGAGCGAGGCCAAUCGAUCAUCAGCCCUCCUCAUUAUCCUCCACCAGGAGUCAAUCCAGUGGGUCCUCCCUUGCCACCAAAGUUUGCUCAAGGCCUUAGCAUCGCAGUGAUCCUUGUGGGAAACUCCAGCGAGGUGUCUCUCUCUGAAGGUCUGGAGAAAGAGGACUUCCUACACGUGCCUCUCUCUCCCAAAGUCGAGCUGGUCACAAUGAACGAAACAGACCCCAAGAGUAUCAUAAACCGCAUCUGUGCUCUAAUGUCACGGAACUGGCUCCAGGGCGUGGUGUUUGGGGACGAUACCGACCAGGAGGCCAUCGCCCAGAUAUUGGACUUCAUCUCGGCUCAGACGCACAUCCCCAUCCUGGGCAUCCGCGGAGGCUCUUCCAUGAUCAUGGCCGCCAAGGAUGACCAUUCCAUGUUCUUCCAGUUUGGUCCCUCUAUAGAGCAGCAAGCCUCUGUCAUGCUUAACAUAAUGGAGGAAUAUGACUGGUACAUAUUCUCCAUCGUCACCACCUACUAUCCUGGAUACCAGGACUUUGUAAAUCGGAUCCGGAGUACCGUUGAGAACAGUUUUGUUGGCUGGGAGCUGGAAGAAGUGCUGCUGUUGGACAUGUCAGUCGACGAUGGCGACUCAAAGAUCCAGAACCAGAUGAAGAAGCUCCAAAGUCCUGUUAUACUACUGUACUGCACUAAAGAAGAAGCCACAACCAUUUUCGAGGUGGCACAUUCUGUCGGCCUCACUGGUUACGGUUACACCUGGAUUGUACCAUCUCUGGUGACAGGGGAUGCAGAUAAUGUACCCAACGUCUUUCCAACAGGUUUGAUCUCUGUUUCCUACGAUGAGUGGGACUACGGGCUGGAGGCUCGGGUGCGUGAUGCUGUAGCCAUAAUCGCCAUGGCAACCUCCACAAUGAUGCUGGAUCGGGGUCCUCACACGCUGCUUAAGUCUGGAUGCCACGGCACACCUGACAAGAAAGGCAGCAAGUCAGGAAACCCCAACGAGGUGCUGAGGUAUCUCAUGAAUGUGACAUUUGAAGGGCGCAACCUCUCCUUUAGUGAGGACGGUUUUCAGAUGCACCCAAAGUUGGUUAUUAUACUGUUAGAUAAGGAGAGGCAGUAUGACAGGGUCGGUAAAUGGGAGAACGGGUCUCUGACAAUGAAGUACCACGUGUGGCCUCGGUUCGAGCUGUACUCGGAUGCUGGGGAGCGAGAGGAUGACCACCUGUCCAUUGUUACGCUGGAGGAGGCUCCAUUUGUUAUUGUGGAGGAUGUCGACCCCCUCAGUGGCACCUGCAUGAGGAAUACAGUGCCGUGCAGAAAACAGCUCAAACUCCAAAAUCAGACAAAAGAUUCAGGGAUCUACAUUAAACGCUGUUGCAAGGGCUUCUGUAUAGACAUCCUCAAAAAGAUUGCAAAGUCUGUAAAAUUCACCUACGAUCUCUACCUGGUGACCAAUGGGAAGCAUGGCAAAAAGAUCAACGGCACAUGGAAUGGCAUGGUUGGAGAGGUGGUGCUUAAGAAUGCCCACAUGGCAGUGGGGUCCCUGACCAUAAAUGAAGAGAGGUCGGAGGUCAUUGACUUCUCUGUGCCCUUCAUAGAGACAGGAAUUAGUGUCAUGGUCUCUCGUAGCAAUGGCACAGUGUCUCCUUCUGCCUUUUUAGAGCCCUUCAGCGCUGAUGUCUGGGUAAUGAUGUUCGUUAUGCUGUUGAUAGUUUCAGCCGUGGCUGUCUUCGUCUUUGAGUACUUCAGUCCUGUUGGCUAUAAUCGCUGCUUGGCAGAUGGACGAGAGCCUGGCGGUCCCUCCUUCACCAUUGGAAAAGCUAUUUGGCUACUUUGGGGUUUGGUCUUCAAUAACUCUGUGCCCGUGCAGAACCCCAAAGGCACUACUAGCAAGAUCAUGGUAUCGGUCUGGGCCUUCUUCGCUGUGAUUUUCCUGGCCAGCUACACUGCCAACCUGGCCGCGUUUAUGAUUCAAGAGGAAUAUGUGGACCAGGUGACUGGCCUGAGUGAUAAAAAGUUUCAACAUCCGAAUGACUUUUCCCCUCCGUUCCGGUUCGGUACUGUGCCCAAUGGCAGCACAGAGAGAAACAUAAGGAAUAACUACAAGGAGAUGCACAGCUAUAUGACCAGCUUCCACCAGAAAAACGUAAACGAGGCGCUCCACAGCCUGAAGACGGGUAAAUUGGAUGCAUUUAUCUACGAUGCAGCGGUCUUGAACUACAUGGCCGGACGCGAUGAGGGCUGUAAACUGGUGACCAUUGGCAGUGGUUAUAUCUUUGCCACUACAGGGUAUGGCAUUGCCAUUCAGAAAGACUCAGGCUGGAAGAGGGCAGUGGACCUCGCCAUUCUGAUGCUUUUUGGAGAUGGUGAGAUGGAGGAACUUGAGGCCCUGUGGCUGACUGGCAUCUGCCACAAUGAGAAAAAUGAGGUGAUGAGCAGUCAGCUGGAUGUAGACAACAUGGCAGGUGUGUUCUAUAUGCUGGGAGCUGCAAUGGCCCUGUCCCUUAUCACAUUCAUCGCAGAGCACCUCUUCUACUGGCAACUGCGAUUCUGCUUCAUGGGUGUGUGCUCGGGCAAGCCCGGCGCCACCUUCUCCAUCAGCAGGGGCAUCUACAGUUGCAUCCAUGGUGUUCAGAUUGAAGAGAACAAAUCAGCCCUUGACUCACCAUCAGCCACUAUGAACAUGAACAUGAACAACACCCACUCCAACAUUCUUCGUUUGUUGCGUACUGCCAAAAACAUGACCUCUGUGCCUGGGGUCAAUGGUUCACCCCUCAGCGCAUUGGACUACAGCCAUCGUGAGUCAGCCGUUUAUGACAUCAGUGAACACCGGCGCAGCCUAGUAGGCCACACAGACUGCAAGCCUCCACCGUACCUGCCAGAGGACAACAUGUUCAGCGACUAUGUAAGCGAGGUGGAGAGGACUUUUGGGAACUUGCACCUGAAGGACAGCAACCUGUACCAGGAUCAUUACCUACACCACCAUGGGGGCACGGGAUCCGAACUGGCUCUCGGUAUGUCGGGUCCCCUGCCUAACCGACCUCGUAGCUUAGGGAGUGCCAGUUCAUUGGAGGGUGGGUACGAUUGUGACAGCUUAGGGGGAGGGGUAGCGCCCAUCUUCACCACCCAGCCACGGCAGUCGCUGACACAUCGGAACAGGGAAAAGUUUGACCUGAUUGCAGGUCACCCAACCCAGUCAAGCUUCAAGUCUGGCCUGCCUGAUCUAUACGGAAAGUUCUCCUUCAAGGGUGGGGCAUCCAGUUCAGGUUUUAUAGCAGGACAUGACAGGUACUGUGGGGGAGGUGGGGUGGGAUCGGGAGGGGAUGAUGGAAACAUUCGAUCCGACGUGUCUGAUAUUUCCACUCACACCGUGACCUACGGGAACCUCGAAGGGCACGGCAAACGGCGCAAGCAGUACAGGGACAGCCUAAAAAAGAGACCCGCUUCUGCCAAGUCUCGCCGUGAGCAGGAUGAGAUUGAGCUUGGAUUCAGGAGACGCCCCCACCACACUAUCCAUCAUCACCACCAUCAUCCAGCAACACAAGCACACCGCUCAGCCACCCCACCCGUGGAGCGCAAGAGCCAGAGAGGUGGUAACGGCACCUCCUAUCUGUUCAGAGACAAAGAUAAUUUGAGGGACUUCUAUGUGGAUCAGUUUCGAGCCAAGGAAGGGGCAUCUCCAUGGGAACAUUUGGAUUUAAGUGAUGCUCCAGGAAUGGGUGGAGGAGUGGGACUGGGCGGAGGUGGUUGCGGUGGAGUAGUUAGUAGCGGUGGUGCUGGGGGAGCGUGCACUAGUUUGGUUCCCAUUGAAGAUUUCCUGAAAGGUAAAUCUAAGAAGACAGAAUGUAAGGGUGGAAUGGGAGGAGGAUCACCUGGGCAACAGGGCCAUGCAUGCUGGGAAAAGGGCAUCGGAGGGGUGGGAGGGUUGGCUGGAGGGGAUUGGGAAUGUCGCAAUUGCCACAGUGGAGGGGUUGGAAGUGGAGGAAGCAAGCCAGUUUGCAUGCAUGGGGGAGGCGGGGCCGGGGCCUAUCCAGCUGCUGGGGGAGUUGGGGGAUCCAGUGGUGGGAGUGGACAAAUCUCAAGUCGCCCUAGUUCCGCCUCCUGCAAGCGGUGUGAUUCGUGCAAGAAACCGGGCAACUUAUAUGACAUCAGUGAGGACAACCACCUCCUCUUGGAUCAAAUUGGGGGCAAGCACCCUCUGGAGAGCGGAAAGGGAGGGGGAGGCACAGGGGCCCAAACCCAGGUACAGAGGCGGAAAUUUGGCCCAGGUGGUAAGGUUUUGCGCAGGCAGCACUCUUAUGACACGUUUGUAGAGCUGCAGAAGGAAGGGGCGGGCAGGAUGGGUGGGUUUGGAGGCAGUGGUGGAGCGUCAAUGCUUCCUCCACCCCGAAGCGUGAGCCUAAAAGACAAAGACCGCUACAUGGAGGGCGCAAGCCCCUACGCCCAGAUGUUUGAGCAGUAUGCGGGAGGGGAGCGGGAGACAACAUAUUUUGGGGACAGAGGGAAGGGUGGGGGUUCAUCAUUUAGCUUAUUUCGUGGGGGUGAAGGUGGGUUGCACCGUCGCUCCGUGGGUGAGAGAGACAUGAGGGACAGGGAUAGAGGCAUGAUGGGAGGAGGUGUGGGCGGUACCCGAGGGGUCGGGACUUACUCCUUGUCUAAAUCUCUCUACCCAGAUAAGGUGAACCAGAACCCAUUCAUCCCAACCUUCGGCGACGACCAGUGUCUAUUACACGGCGCCAAAUCAUACUACAUCAAAAAGCAGCAGACACAGCCGCAGCAGCAACAGACGCCACAACAGCAGCAGCAGCAACAGCUCCUCAACAACAAUCGGGCUGACUUCCGGGGCUCCAUGGGGGUGACUUCCUAUUUGCCUGCUUCCGCAACUUCUGGGGUGCUGUCCAAUGUGGCCCCUCGCUUCCCCAAGGAGCUAUGUCUGGGCGGGCCUCUUGGCAACCACCACGGUGGAGGACCUAGCAACAACAAGCUGCUGUCAGCAAGGGAUGGGUUAGGAAUGGGUCAAGGACAGAGACCGUUUAAUGGAUCGAGCAACGGACAUGUUUAUGAGAAGCUUUCCAGUAUAGAGUCUGAUGUCUGAAGAUGGGAGUCAGAAGCAGAUAGAAAUAUGGAAAAGAAGCCAACGGACAUGUGGAAUGAUGAAUGAGAGACAACUGAAAAGACAGUGUGUAAUUAGUACCUUCAUGCCCACAAAAAGAAGAAGAGGAAACCGUGUAUAAGGAACUGACUCAUGCUUUCAUUAAGUUACGCGGAUCAUGUGCUGCCAAGCGUACGUAUGUAAAUAGAGAGGGGACCUUCCCACUGUUGAAAAGUUGAGAUUAAGGGGAAAACCUGUUUAUUCCUCUCUUUUAUUCUCAUGGUUUUUUUUGUAUAUUCCACUAUUUCUCUGCUCCUAACAUCAAAAUAGUGGCCGAUCCAGAUGGAGACAACCGUGUACAAUCCUUUGUACAAUUGUGGAUGGAAAUCAGUUAAUCUUUUUAAACAACAGGGUAAAACUUACAAUAAUUGUAUUGAUAAUGUUCUUGAUAAUAAUAUUAUUAUAUAUUAUUACAAUGUUUAUGAUGUUCCAUUUGGGCUUGGUUUCUGGAUGUUUUAUGCUGUUAUAUAUUUGUACUGUAGUUUCAGUUCUUGGUUAACAAACCACUUUGCGGGAGGCUUAUUUGAUUUGUCAAUUGACCUAAUUUGAUUGUUAAUUGAGUUGUAGACAAAUGUGGAUUCCAUAAAGGUUCUUUAUUAUU
Messenger RNA from Rhinichthys klamathensis goyatoka, 6484 nucleotides. RefSeq names its product glutamate receptor, ionotropic, N-methyl D-aspartate 2B, genome duplicate b (gene grin2bb). Gene Ontology annotation, molecular function: NMDA glutamate receptor activity; transmitter-gated monoatomic ion channel activity involved in regulation of postsynaptic membrane potential. Lineage: Eukaryota; Metazoa; Chordata; Actinopteri; Cypriniformes; Leuciscidae. Gene Ontology annotation, cellular component: plasma membrane; NMDA selective glutamate receptor complex; postsynaptic density membrane. The transcript has 15 exons. The record is from RefSeq and is a predicted model, not a curated record. Bases 505 to 5826 code for a protein of 1773 amino acids. Gene Ontology annotation, biological process: long-term synaptic potentiation; monoatomic ion transport; excitatory postsynaptic potential.